This is a messenger RNA of Trichogramma pretiosum, 949 nucleotides long. RefSeq lists its product as uncharacterized. The record is from RefSeq and is a predicted model, not a curated record. Bases 90 to 695 code for a protein of 201 amino acids. The transcript has 2 exons. NCBI's taxonomy places the organism in Eukaryota, Metazoa, Arthropoda, Insecta, Hymenoptera, Trichogrammatidae.
CCGUACAAUUAGUGUUUACGACUUACUGUCACGUUGUGUGCCUUAUGGCUGUUGGAAAAGCUUUCUGUAAAUAAAAAUAGGAAUAAAAAAUGGAAAACUAUUUUGAAAAAACUCGAGCAAUAGGUGCUAAUUUGGAUGAAGGUAUUAGUAAACUUCAAGAAACAUGGAAAAUGCCUCACUUGUUGCUACACAAAAAUAAUGAAGAAGAUAAAGUAGUCGCAAAAAAACUUGUGGAGACUUUAAAAAAUGAAUUAGCUACGUUAAGGGCAAGUGUUGAACAAAGUGUAAAAGAGAUUUCCUACAUAAAGGAAAGUCACUCUGCAUUUCUUGAAGAGACUAAUAACGCUGUAAUGACUUUACAAGAAGACGUAGACAUAAUAAAAACGUUAUUCUGUGAUAAUGGAUAUGUUGAAGAAUCAAAAGAGCCUGAAAUUGCAGCGAUCAAUAAAAAAUUGGAAAUGAUGUCUGUCAACAGUAAUGUGCCUUCCACAACUGAAUCUACUGAUGAGAAUAUACAAAUGUUUGAUAAUAGUUCCUAUCCAAUGAUAGAUUUAGAACAAGCAGGCUAUUUGCCAAUUAGUGAUGAAUUUGCAUAUGAUAGUCCCACACAUGAUCAUCAUGAAAGAGCUACGACAAAUAAUCCACCAAUAGAACCCUUGUAUUCGCCUUAUUAUUAUAAAAUGAUGAAGAAAUAGUGUUUUAAUUGAAUGUUUAGUCAAUAAGAAUUUAUUACCUAAACAUGUGUAAAAAAUAUACAAUGUUUUACAUGUGACAAUUAUACUUUAAAAACUAUAAAACAACUUGUAGUGUAAGUCACGAUUCUUUGGGUCAUUACUUGGUGCAGUCUAAUAGUGAAAGUGAAGUAUUUUCAUGAAGAGCUAAGAACAUUUUAGAGUAUAGUCGCUUGUGUGUUUGUGUAAUUUGUAAUAAAAUUAUCACUGAAUUUCUA